This is a messenger RNA of Sorghum bicolor (sorghum), 6040 nucleotides long. Its product is annotated as pentatricopeptide repeat-containing protein At4g33990. NCBI's taxonomy places the organism in Eukaryota, Viridiplantae, Streptophyta, Magnoliopsida, Poales, Poaceae. Gene Ontology annotation, molecular function: RNA binding; zinc ion binding; protein binding. The transcript has 2 exons. The record is from RefSeq and is a predicted model, not a curated record. Gene Ontology annotation, biological process: RNA modification. The coding region runs from base 15 to 2255 and encodes 746 amino acids.
UGCCGCGCCCACCAAUGCUAUCGUCCGCACUCCCGCGCGGCGCCCACGCCGUCCUCGUCACCUCAGGCCACCUCCGCCACCUCGACCCGCAGCUCCAGGUCCCGCCUCUCCUCCUCGCCAACUCCCUCAUCGCCGCCUUCUCCCGCGCCGCCCUCCCGCGCCUCGCGCUCCCGCUCCUCCGCCGCCUCCUCGCGGGCGCGCACCCGCUCCGCCCCGACUCCUUCACCUUCCCGCCGCUCGUCCGUGCCGCCCCGGGUCCGGCCUCCGCCGCGCAGUUCCAUGCCUGCGCGCUCCGCCUGGGGCUCCUCCACCCCAACGUCUUCGCCUCGGGCUCCCUCGUCCACGCCUACCUGCGGUUCGGCCGCGUCGCUGAGGCCUACAGAGUGUUCGACGAAAUGCCCGAGCGGGAUGUGCCCGCGUGGAACGCGAUGUUGUCCGGGCUGUGCCGCAACGCCCGGGCCGUGGACGCGGUUGCGCUGUUCGGGAGGAUGGUCGGCGAGGGGGUCGCGGGGGAUGCCGUGACGCUCUCGAGCGUCCUGCCAAUGUGCGUUCUGCUCGGGGAUCGAGCGCUUGCUCUGGUCAUGCACGUGUAUGCGGUGAAGCGCGGGCUGUCUGGCGAGCUAUUUGUGUGCAAUGCCUUGAUUGACGUGUACGGGAAGCUGGGGAUGCUAGUGGAGGCUCGCUGGGUGUUUGGUGGAAUGGCAUUACGGGAUCUGGUCACGUGGAAUUCGAUCAUUUCAGCGUAUGAGCAAGGUGGGAAGGUUGCUGCUGCUGUCGAGCUGUUCCAUGGUAUGAUGAAAAGUGGGGUUUCCCCUGAUGUGCUAACACUUGUUAGCCUGGCAUCUGCUGUUGCUCAGUGCGGAGAUGAGCGCGGUGCAAAGUCAGUGCAUUGCUACGUAAGGAGGCGGGGCUGGGAUGUGGGUGACAUCAUUGCCGGAAAUGCUGUGGUUGAUAUGUAUGCUAAGCUGUCGAAGAUUGAUGCUGCCCAGAUGGUAUUUGAUAACUUGCCUGAUCGAGAUGUUGUGUCCUGGAACACGCUGAUUACAGGGUAUAUGCAGAAUGGACUUUCUAAUGAGGCAGUCAGGAUAUACAAUGAUAUGCAGAAUCAUGAGGGUCUGAAGCCGAUUCAAGGGACGUUUGUCAGCAUUUUGCCUGCGUACUCGAACCUCGGUGCAUUGCAGCAGGGAAUGCGAAUGCAUGCACUGUCAAUUAAGACUGGAUUAAAUCUUGAUGUGUAUGUCAGUACUUGUCUGAUAGACUUGUAUGCUAAAUGUGGGAAGCUAGUAGAAGCAAUGCUUUUGUUUGAGCAUAUGCCUAGAAGGAGCACAGGUCCUUGGAAUGCCAUCAUAGCUGGUCUUGGGGUUCAUGGGCAUGGUGCAAAGGCACUCAAUCUCUUCUCACAAAUGCAACAAGAAGGAAUUAAGCCUGAUAAUGUCACAUUUGUUUCAUUAUUGGCUGCCUGUAGCCAUGCUGGCUUAGUUGAUCAAGGUCGGAGUUUCUUUGAUUUGAUGCAAACUGUUUAUGGUAUUGUGCCCAUUGCAAAGCACUAUGCAUGCAUGGUAGAUAUGCUUGGAAGAGCUGGUCAGUUGGACGAAGCUUUUGAGUUCAUACAAGGCAUGCCAAUUAAGCCUGACUCUGCUGUUUGGGGCGCACUGCUUGGUGCCUGUAGGAUUCAUGGGAAUGUUGAAUUGGGUAAAUUGGCAUCACAGAACCUAUUUGAACUUGAUCCCAAGAAUGUUGGAUAUUAUGUCCUGAUGUCAAAUAUGUAUGCAAAGAUUGGGAAAUGGGAUGGAGUUGAUGCAGUAAGGUCUUUGGUUAGGCGCCAGAAUUUGCAAAAGACCCCUGGAUGGAGUUCAAUGGAGGUCAAAGGGUCUGUGAGUGUAUUUUACAGUGGCACACAGACAGAACCCCACCCUCAGCAUGAAGAAAUCCAGAGAGAGCUACAGGACCUUUUGGCCAAGAUGAAAAGUGCAGGCUAUGUUCCUGACUACAGUUUUGUCUUACAAGACGUAGAGGAGGAUGAAAAGGAACAGAUCUUGAAUAAUCAUAGUGAGAGAUUAGCUAUUGCCUUUGGCAUUAUAAAUACUCCUCCAAGAACUCCGCUCCAUAUAUACAAGAAUUUGCGGGUCUGUGGGGAUUGUCACAAUGCUACCAAAUAUAUAUCAAAAAUAACUGAAAGAGAUAUCAUUGUCCGGGAUGCAAACCGGUUCCACCACUUUAAAGAUGGGCACUGCUCUUGUGGAGACUUUUGGUAACAGUUACACAUAAUAUAUUAUUUCCUCUGCACAACAUUUUCUCUCCCUAAGUUGCCUGGUCAUCAAAUGUGACUUGAUGAGGUUUAGGACUGAACUGAAGUAUUUUGCUGAUGCCAAAAGAUAGAAUGGUUUAAUUCUUUGUCUUGCAAUACAGCUGCCAUAUAUCCUUGAUCUAGUAGUGAAUGACUUCAGUUGAAAAUGUGUUGCAGCUUUUCUUAACAGAGUUAGGCCUUUUUUUUUUAUCUUUCAUCUUCUGGUGUUGAACCUGAGAAAAUGAGUAGUUGUUGUAGAGUCUGAUGCUAGUAUGCAGUUUUUGCCCUGCUGACUGCCUUGUUCUUUUGGCACUUUGUCAUAUUUUAAUACAACAUCCUGGGUGAUUUUAGAGGAUAAAAGCAUCUAACAUCUGUAAAAUUCGAUAUGUACUGUGCAUACGGUACAUUUCUGGUAAAGUAUCUUAUACAAUUUCUGCAUACCUAACAAAGUUAAUCAUGGAAUUUACUUGCCAAAAUUGAAGACUGCUACUCUUGAAAAAGAGAGACACAAAAGACUUGGAAACACACUUUGGUAAAUCUGGUCGCUGUUCCGGAAAGAAACAAAUUGUCUCUGAAGUCUGUGAGCUUCGCGCUUAAAUCUGUUCUUUCUUUACAGUUUCAUGUUUAUAAACUGUCACUGUAUCAUUAUUUUGCUCCAGACCGAUAAAGGACAAACUAAUGACGCUCUCAAUCUACAAUACAUUAGACAGAAAAACCUUUUCCUUUUGCAUGACCACCCAGUUCUCUGCAACCAAAUUGUGUAGUACGUUUGUACAUGUCCAAUCACACCCAUUGCGAAAGAGGGAAAUAAAUGGAGUAAAUGGAGCUGUCAAACUUGGAUGAGGUAACACUAGGUGAAGGUUUGCUACAUGGUCAACAAGGGUGCUCGCAUUUUCCUAGAUUUAUUCCACGGUACUAUUCUUUUAAUGGUGACUUCGUCAAUCUCAAGAUUUGCUGGUUCAACUUAGUUCUUUGGAUGUGCUCAUAGGGGUAGGGUGUGUGCAUGCGUUCAUAGGGGUGAGUGUACGCUCGUGUAUGUGAGCGUCUGCAUCUGUAACUAGGUCUCGCAAAAACAUGGAAUGGUUGAGGAAUCAUUUACUAAUGAAGGUACCUUUUGGCUUUUGCAUUAAUGCCAUAAAGUCCUAUGAAUUAUUGCAGGACAUCCAAAUGGUGAACUGUUGCUGGGGCCCACCUUGCUGCCUUAUUAUGCACAGUUUGGCAAUGUGACCUGGUAUAGAGAGCUCUAGCGGUGGCAGAAGACAAACCCAAAUGGAGGUGCUUCUUUCUGGGUAGCACUGAGGAACUGUUAACAGUAUGGUACACUGCUGCUUGAGCUAGCUGCCACUUUCAUCUUUUAUGGAUCUUAGCCAUGAUUGUUGGAAUUGUGAUACAUCAGAACCAUGUUAGAUGUCUGUAGCUUGUAUUGUAUUUUUUUCAACAGCAGUUUAUUCUGCAAUACAACAUAGCUGCUGGGUCUAAGAAUAGACUGCCCAGAUAGCAACAGUUUGUUUCAUUAGCUGUCUGCAAGUAUAGUACUGUCUCCAAGAAAAUGCUGGGGUACCACAUCCUUGUUACCAAACUGUAAGGCUUUGAAAAGGGAUUGCUUUACUACUAGAUCUACUAAUAUAUUUUUCUGUUGAGUGAGAAUAACAAUAACUAGUAUGAUUUUUUUUUUCUUUUGGACAACUAGAGAUGGUCAUAUCCAACCUUCAAUAUGCUCUUGUUUACAUUUAUAUCAAUUAUACCAAGAAAAAUAACUUUAGUAUCUUUUAUCAGGUUAUCUGAUUAGAAUCUUUAUGUUUGCAAAUUGCAAGUGUGUUUAAUAACAAACUUCUCAUAUGAUGUACUUAAAGGAUAUUGGCUGAGUUCACGUAGCCAUAACGUGCAAUCGUAAUGCCUGAUGUAUUUUUCAUCAAUAUAAGUUGGUGCAUUUUUUUAUUUGCAGGAAGUGUUAAUGAUAUGGUAGAUCUUUAUGUUGGCUGCUCCUAUAGCUACCAUGUGUUUUUUAGUUGAUUUUUUAGGCUCUGAUACUAUGUUUGACCUGGUUUAGUUACAUUAAGCUAGUUCAUUGUCUGAUUGUAACUAUUUGGGAACAUGCAUAUAGUAUACAACAUAACUUAGUUUGACCUGGUUUAGUGAACAAAACCAGGUCAAACAUAACUUAAUUCAUUGUCUUGUUUAAUUACAUUAAGCUAGUUAAUGAACUAAACCAGGUCAAACAUAACUUAAACCAUUGUCUGAUACAAUGUUUGACCUGGUUUAGUUACAUUAAAUUAAUUCAUUGUCUAGUUUAGUUGAUUUUAUAAACUUCCUAACAUAACUUAUUUGGGAACAUGCAUAUAAUAUACAACAUCUGAAGAACACUGCCUCAACUUAUAUUGUCUGAUUGUGCUGAAUUAAUUUGCUGUUGCAAACUGAACUGACUGAAGCUUUUGUUUCUGGAAGCGAGCCAGGUGAUUGGUGUGGUGUGAUUACAGUACUACUCCAUACAACUGUUUACAGUGUUGAAUUGUCAAGCUUGCAGAGCUGAGGAAGGUCACUGCUGAGCAGUGAGCGGUGUCCGAGGGAACAUUAGAAAAAGGCUGGUCAGCUUCGUGUUGGAGAUACUCCUACAUUCUAUGUUUGCACUUUUAUGGUUUCAAAGUUCCAGAGCCAGUAUUCUUUUCUUUCAGGAUGGCAUUGUCGGGCGGAUCUGUCUCCUGGCCAGGCCGAGAUGGAACUGCCCGGCAAGCUGCGAUAAUCAGUUGGUCAUGAGUUCGCGAGAAGACCCUUGGAUGACGAUCACUUCGUGGUCUCGGAUACCCUCCUAAUGCCAUGUGGUGAGCUGUUCCCUGCAGGUUCCACACGCCGCCUUAUCCGCCGCCUGUUGGUGUGACGUUUUCUGAAGGAGCCCUUGCUGCAGCACUUUGGCAACUUCACAACCUGAACGCAGGCGCCUCUCCUGUUGGUGUUGGGUGACAACGUGGUAUGGGCACAUGGAAGUAGCUCCUUGUGGCUGCAUUAAAGUAUAUAAUAUAUAAUUUAGCAUGCUCUGGUUCGCCAUUACCGGAUAUACUCGCGGACGGAGGAGCAUGUGCCCCCAUAUUACGAGACAGCAGGACAGCCAUGUGUAAUAUAGAGUGUACCUGUGUUUGUCCAGGUGAAGAUUACGAGAACCGAAUGGUCGAGGGUGCCCCUUCCGUCGUACUCAGGUUUUGCUACGUCGCGGCAGCCCAUGUACGCUGCCGGCUGUGGUAGCAGAUGCAUGCAUGCUUGGAAUGGCCAGGUACACUGGAACUGUUGGGGGGCACGGCGUUGCCGUCCGGGAGUGGCAGUCGCUUGGGAACGGUUCCCUUGGGAACUGGGCAUCUCUGUUGCAAAGUUCAGUGUUGUGCCUGUCGGGAGAUCGCCUGGCUGAAAAACUUGUAGCUGACUGAAAGUCUGGAUGGAAGCGACUUCUCCCGCCCAGUGUGCCGUCCGAUGCUUGAGCUUCGCUCAAUGACCUCCUCUUGUCUUGUGGGUAUUUCGACGACGCUGGUAUUCCUAGCACAAACUUGGCUCGGGUACUGUUUGGAGUGCGUGGAUUUUUUAUCUGUUUGUAAGUUUCUCAUGGCAAAUUGGAUGGAUUUGUAAGAAAUUGCUGUACGAUUUGUAAAAUUCAUACAUUUCGAAUGGGCCCUCAAUGGAUAAAGUGUAGCAUUUUGAAUGCUUGUUGAGUUGCUGGGCCGGGACUGACGAAGCAGCAACGUACUGUCAGUCUCUCUCAAAGUGAUU